Molecule: messenger RNA, 2020 nt
Organism: Pygocentrus nattereri (red-bellied piranha)
Lineage: Eukaryota; Metazoa; Chordata; Actinopteri; Characiformes; Serrasalmidae
Gene: lrrc63
Exons: 10
Coding region: 174-1808 (544 amino acids)
Molecular function (GO): protein binding
Source: RefSeq, a predicted model, not a curated record
CCAACGCGGUUGGCGUAGAUUACAGCGCGGUUGCCAUGGAUCGUACCGUAGUUGCUGGCGCUUCCUACGUAGUUGCUACAGACUUCAGAACGAGGCCGACAGAUCGUCUGCAGAAAAUAAAAUCAGUGUAAAUCAAUUAACAGGUGAUGAAGUGACCCACCUUGUGAAACACUAUGGCAUCUGAACAUAUAAAGCUUCUGCGGAGACCCCUCCCCCCAAAAAAACUCCAACCCAUCCUCAAACCAUUAGCGAAGACCAUUCUCUCAGAUGCAAGGAUGGAAUCCGUUCCUUUGGGAAUCCGCAAAAGCACAGAAGGAAGUGACUGGAGUUCUCGUGAUGACCCUCUGUGGGAUUUUGAUCUAGAGCUGUCCCGCACCGCCCCUACGCCUCUCUCUUUCCACUCUCCAACGCCCCCUGGCACUCCCCCUGAAAUCACUUACUCUUUCCCUUCUCGGCCCUGGCGAACGUUCUCCCAGUCCCUUCUUUUAGACCUGUUAAAAGAUCACCCCCGCUAUGCCCAGCCUCCGCCCUGCUUCGUCCUCAACGACUUCCUGGAAUCUGCCCGUGAGUUGGCACAGCCUGGCCAGUGCCUGAGGAAAGCGGUCCUGUCCCACUGCAACUACGAAAAGCUAGUGGACCUGUUCAUAUCACAGCUUCACAGCAGGCAUCAGAGAGAGGUGGCCAAUCUGAUUCUGAGCUGUGAAGAGCUACCACAGGCCAAGCACAGGAUGCCACAGAAUAUAUGCGAGCUGGCUGCGCUGGUUCAGAUGGAUCAGCAGGCUCAGAAGAUAUGUGUGAGGCAUGGUGUGGAUCAACCUCUCUACCAGACUGAGCAAAACUCUGUAGAACUGUGGACACCUGGCAAAACACAAGCUGAACACAUACAGCGCAGCAUGUGUCCAGUGAACAAGGUCAUUUUGAGCUCUUUCCCAGUUAAACACUUCCAGGGAUCCUGCAGAUCGUCUUCACCAUUCCAGCCCGCAGCUGAGUGUGUGAUGAUUUCUGUCUCGGAGCUUGCCAUCCUUGAGUGCCUCAUGCUGCGCAACACGGCCCUCAGCCUCAAGGCUCACUUCAUCGCCCGGGUACCUGACCUUUCUCCGCUGGUUCAGAGUCUGCUCUACCUCAAUCUGUCGUUUAACAACUUCACUGUGUUCCCUGUGGAGGUAUGUGAGCUGCCCAGGUUGGAGGUCCUGAAGCUGAGAGAUAAUCCAAUAGAGGAGAUUCCAGCUGAGAUUGAGAAGCUGCUCAACCUGAAGACCCUGGUCAUCUCCUUCUGCAAGAUCACUGCGCUGCCCUCCCAGUUGUACCGCCUGCCGGCUCUGCAGCACCUGGACGUCUCUCACAACCUCAUCAGCUCCCUGAGCGACGAGAUCAAGAACCUCAGGUUGCUGCAGUACGUGAACGUAGAGGGGAAUCAGUUGGAGGGUCUGCCGGUGGGGAUCCUGGGUUUGUCUGUGUCUGAGCUCCGGCUCGCGGGGAACUACACACACCCUCUGCUGUGGACCAUUAACAGUGUGAACUCUCCACCGUCCCUCUUGCACGCCGCAGCGCACGCCCUGGCCCUCAUACAGCCUGAACAGCGCUACAGCACUCUGCCCACUGCAGCCCGCCUCGUCCUCAGCAGGGCAGGUGUGUGUGAGUGCUGUGGUGGUCCCCGGUUUGGCCCCGGGCUGAAGCUGAUCCAUCCCAUUUAUGGCCUCUUCGGCCUCAGCAGCGUUCCCAUCCUCUUCCUCUCCUGCUCUGUCUCGUGCUACUCCAGAUUCAGGAAACAGUCACACACCCUCACACAGCACCUUCACACGGCCUAGACAGCAAGCAGCAGUGCUGGAGUGUUCCAGGGUUUUAUUGUUUAUCUUUUUUCUCAAUAAAUUGAUACAAACAUUACAACAGAGCAUUGGACAUACAUGUACUAUAUGGACAAAUGUAUUGGGACACCUACACAUCACACCUACAGGAGCUUUUAUGAAUCCCUUUCUAAAUCCAUAGGCUUUAAUAUGAAGUUGGUCCCCCUUUGCAGCUC